Messenger RNA from Daphnia pulicaria, 6002 nucleotides. It is a transcript of the gene pum, whose product is annotated as pumilio homolog 2-like. Gene Ontology annotation, molecular function: mRNA 3'-UTR binding. The record is from RefSeq and is a predicted model, not a curated record. Gene Ontology annotation, biological process: post-transcriptional regulation of gene expression. Gene Ontology annotation, cellular component: cytoplasm; nucleus. The transcript is spliced from 14 exons. Bases 283 to 3987 code for a protein of 1234 amino acids. Lineage: Eukaryota; Metazoa; Arthropoda; Branchiopoda; Diplostraca; Daphniidae.
UUCUCCCCUCUACGCUCGCCUUUGUGAAACUAUUCUGUGUCUUCGUCUCGUUUUUAUAUGGUGACUUCCCCUGCCGUGUAAAUAACCGAAUAAGGCUGUGUACAGUGGUUUUAUCCGUUUGCAUCCUGAUUAUACAUACAUAUAUAUAGACGUGUAAAAACCAGUCCUGGAGACGCUUUGGACUGACCAAUUUCGAUACGAGUCACAUAAAUGCAUGUGAACAAAAGGCCGUAACAUAUCUUCCCUACAAGAAAUCAGUUUUUCUCAGUGUUUUUAUGUGUAAUGAAGUGGGUGGGAGGUGAUUCUCAAGAAACUCCUGCUUCUGGUUUGGGAAUGCUGGGCAACGGAAGUCAUGUCCCACUGCAAACUGUGCCUGAAAUGGCUCGCCCAGUAUCUUCACGUUCUCAAGAUGAUGCUAUGGUAUCCUACAUCUUUCAAAGACCUCAGACUGAUGGCAACUUUCAAGCCUUCAGCAAGCAUCAGUCUAGAUGGUUGGGCGAUGAGAGUAUAGCAGAGGUCAAGCCAGGUCUUGCCAAUGAUGCCGCACAGGCAUCAGCUUCUCAGCCAAGCACAGUCAACAGCCAGCAACGGAGCCAGUUUGAUCAGAUUGCACCUUCGGCCAAGAAGCUGUGGGGAGUCGAAGAGCAGAAGGAAGACACUAAAAGUAGCUUGUUUAACAUCAGUGAUCAAACUUGGAGAGACUCAACGUGGAGCAACUCGACUAUCGAUCAUGCUGUUUCACAGCCCAUCUCGAUGGGUCACGGUCCCAGACGUUCUGGCAGCUUUCCCGGCAGCGAGGUGGCCAAUGUUUUGUCACCUCGAUCUUCUGAAACGGGUGGUCUUGGCGUCAAGAUGGUCGAGUACGUCCUCGGCACAUCGCCCACCAACAAAGAUCUAGAGAGUCGAAUGAGAGGGUUGGUCCUCAAUCCGACCGAGGAUAAAGAUAAGAAGGAGAAAGCCUCAUCGCCUUCUCCUCUUCAAGACAUGGAGGGUAACACCAAUGGUGGGCCAGCUCAUUCUCAUGCGAUGAUGUUGUCAAAUGGCCUGGCUUCAGACGAUGACGCCAAGGCUUUCAAAUAUGCAUCGGAAGCGGCUACCAAUGGUUUGCCCUAUCACAUGAACGUGGACGCGUAUAGCCGAACACCGGGAAGCAGACAACCUUCGCCAUCUGAAGAGGAUUUGACCAAGAAUCACAGCCCGGGAUUGCCGAUUUCACACUCAGGACCCAUUAAACCUGGAGACGGUAUGGGCCUGCCUCCUAAUAAUUCUCAUAACACCAUGGUUGGAUCAUUGACGGGGCCUAUCCAAGGAUCAGGAAUGUCUAACGGUAUUGGUCCCAUGAGUGGACUUGUCAAUGGAGGAGGACCACCUGGAUUGGGGCUAUCGUCCAGCGGAACAGUCGAUGGACAUAACAACCAUUACGAACCGGUGAUGAUGGAGCAGCCGGGAGUGCACUUUGACAGCAGUUAUUCAGUGCUCUCUACCAUGGAUACUCAAUCCUCAGGAAUGCUCCAGCAGAAUUUUGACGCUCACAUGUUCCGAGCGCAUCAUCACCAGCAGCAACAACAACAUCAGGCCCAACAGCAUCAGCAGCAACAACAACAACAGCAACAACCUCCGCUUCCACCGCCGCCACAGCAACAACAUCAGCAGCCGCAGCAGGUCCAGCUUCUUGCCCAACAACAAUUUCUAGCAGCUCAGCAACAACAACUUGGACUAGCAGGUCCAGCAGGUGGCCCAGCUUACCCAAAUGCACCGUACGUUAUCAAUCAAGAGCCGUACAUGCAAACUUUGAUUGCAGGUCACGCAGCAAUGAUGCCACAGUACUAUGGCAUGGCGCCAUGGGGGAUGUACCCAGGAGUCAUCCCGCAAGGGCCUGGUGCUCCUGGUCAAGUAGCACCCGGUCAACAUCAACAGGGCCAACCAAGACGGCCGAUGUCACCCAAUUCGCUUACUGAUCAUCCGCCUGUCCACCAACCAGGUCAAUAUCAGGUCAUCCCAGCGUAUUAUGACCAAAAUGGAUCACUGGUGAUGGGUAACAUGAGAGGGAUCGGAAAUGGUGGCAUGAACGGUCCCGUUCGCUUGAUGUCGCCCGCUCCAAUGGUAAUGCAAAAUCCAAGUGGUCCAAAUUCGGGCAAUAUGAGACUGUUGGGCAAUCAAGGACAACAAAUGUCUGCAGCAGCCCAACAGCAACAACAGCAGCAGCAACAACAACAACAACAACAACAGCAGCAACAACAGCCAUCGCUUUACAAUAAUGGCCAGCAGCAAUCUCUGUACAGCAACACCCCGGGUCCGUCGGCUUCGCACUCUCACAACGGUCCCAACAAUCCAGGCCUUGGCGGCCUGCAGAACAUGCAACCAAACUCUGGGUUGGGAAGUAAUUUUGGAGCCUUGGGAUUGCAGCAAAGCAACAGCCUGGGAUUCGGUAAUAGCGCUUUGGGAUCGAUUGGUUCCCCGUCAUUAGGCCUUGCGAAUGGACAAGGGAGACGCGACUCUUUUGAUCGGAAUUCAACGUCAACUUUCUCACCGUCUUUGGGUGAAUAUGGCAGAGGAAAGUGGCCCCAAAAUUACGGUGCCCUCGGAACCGUCACUGCUUCUCCUGGCCCGCUAGGCUUAUCGUCUGGCUCGUUGACUCCGCCGCCUAACAUGAGUGGAGCCUCCUCUGGGCUUCAACUCGGUUUAGGUCCGUUUGUUUCUGGCGGGCGGCUCAUGUCGGCUGCUCCAGGAUCAGAGAUGAUGAAGUUCCGCAACGGAGCUACCACGCCCAGCAGCGUUGGAGCCGGAGGUCUGUUUGGAGCGGGGGCGGGCGGUUCACUAUUUGCCAAGAUGGGAGGUGCUGGCCGCCAGCCACAACAUCCUCACAACGGAGUCAUUGGCGUCGGCCUCGACAAGAUGACGGGACGAUCAAGGCUACUGGAAGACUUCCGGAACAACCGCUUCCCCAAUCUCCAAUUGCGCGACAUUGCCAACCACAUUGUAGAGUUCUCUCAAGACCAGCACGGAUCGCGCUUCAUUCAGCAGAAAUUGGAACGAGCUACGCCAGCCGAAAAGCAGAUGGUCUUCACUGAGAUCAUAGUCGGCACGUACGCGCUCAUGACGGACGUCUUCGGCAAUUACGUCAUUCAAAAAUUCUUUGAAUUUGGCUCGCCAGAGCAGAAGAGUACACUGGCACAGAAGAUUCGUGGCCACGUUCUGCCAUUGGCCCUCCAAAUGUACGGCUGUCGUGUCAUUCAGAAAGCACUUGAAUCAGUGCCAUCGGAUCAACAAAAAGAAAUCGUUCGCGAGCUAGACGGACACGUUCUCAAAUGUGUCAAGGAUCAGAAUGGUAACCACGUGGUGCAGAAGUGCAUCGAAUGCGUCGACCCCAUGCAGCUUCAAUUCAUAAUAGACGCAUUUGAAGGGCAGGUUCUUUCGCUGUCCACGCAUCCUUACGGAUGCCGCGUCAUUCAACGCAUACUUGAGCAUUGCACUCCAGAGCAGACAUCUCCGGUAUUGAACGAGCUGCAUCACAAUACGGAAACCCUUAUCCAAGAUCAAUACGGAAACUAUGUGAUCCAACACGUUUUAGAACACGGCAAGCCCGAGGACAAAUUGCGGAUCGUCACAGCCGUGAAGGGCAAGGUGCUGUCGUUGUCGCAGCACAAGUUCGCCUCCAACGUGGUGGAGAAAUGCGUCUCGCACGCCACUCGAUCCGAGAGAGCAAGUCUCAUUGACGAGGUGAUCAGCUUCAACGACGCGAGUCCGCACAGUCCCCUACACACCAUGAUGAAGGAUCAGUAUGCCAACUACGUCGUGCAGAAAAUGAUUGAUGUGGCCGAGCCGUCGCAGCGCAAACUGCUCAUGCACAAAAUCCGACCGCACGUCUCCACGCUCCGCAAGUAUACUUACGGCAAACACAUUCUCGCCAAACUGGAAAAAUAUUUCCUCAAGAAUAACGUCGAUUUGGGACCUAUUGGACCCCCGUCGAAUGGAGUCAUCGGAUGAAGCAAAAGCAGCAACACCACCGCUACAAACAGCCAACGACAACAUUAUUAAAAACUACGACAGUUAACAACAACAAGACAAAAAAAAAACACAUCUUGGUUUAAAAAUUCUCAACUUUUGGUUCUCUUUUUCCUCCCUCUCCCAUCUUCUCAUAAAAAUGCGUUGUUUUGAUUGGGAAGCCAACACCAUUUUUGUUAUUAUUAAUUUUUUUUCUUUUUUUAAGUUGACGGAUAUAAAUCAAUUUUUUGUGGGUAGGGAAAGGAAACGGGCAAGUUCUUUCUGGUUUUGUCAAGGGUAAAAAGUAACGUUCAAAACUUUCUUGGAUUUCUCAACUGACCAUUUGUACCAUACGUUGUGGUAGUGUACAUUGUACAGCUUUUUCCUUACAUGUGUACAUUGUACAGGAAAUUUCCCUUCGUAUUUUUUUACUUUAAACCUUUUUUUUUCGACUUCAUCUAUCCUCAUUCAAUCGACUGGUCCGCAUCCUCCCCUCACCAUCCUCCAACUCUGCAUGAUAUUACGUUAUAAAGUCGGAAGGGGGAAGAAAUAACUUUUCUCUUCCACCGUCUCAUUCGAGUUUCUCUUGGAUUCUCGAUCGGUAUUUGAUGGAUUGUGUCGAUAAGUUUCGCGGCUGUGAAUCAUCAAUCCACCGAAAAUGAAAACAGCUCUGUGUUUGAUUCUUUUCCUCUCUCCCAGAUGUUCACUUCAAUUCGCUAGAUUUAAAGGGGUCGGUUUAGAUCGCCAUCUUGGUGGUCCAUUAUUUGAUCACUUCCUUUUUACCCACUUCGUGUCUACGCUGAGUUGCGCUUGCUUAUUGAUUUUGUUUUCUCUGCUUCUGUGUUUCUUCGUAAAUUUCUACAAGCUACACACUCCGUUUGGGAGAUUGGAGGUGCCGUUGCCAAUCAAGAAAAACGAAACAACUCCCUUCACCACGAUUUGUUUAUUUCAUUUUUUUUUUGUUCCUUGUUUUGUUCAUUGCUUCUCCCUUCCUUCAUUGACUUGAGAAAUGACAUCAAUUUCCCCUUACUUGAUCCCAAAACAGAAUUUCCCAUCCUCAAUUAGCGUUUUGGUUUUCUGUAAAGUGUACAGCGGCAAAAGUGAAAAGAGCGAACCUUUUCCAUUAUUUUACAUAACAAAAACCAAGCGAAGUAAAAACAGUGGAAAGAUUUUUGAAGAAAAAUGCUCUUUUCUCUCCUUUUUCUCCACCCAUCGACUGUAAAUUUACGUUGUGUGCGGCAGUCAAGCUGUGUGGUGUGACCCCCACACACUCAUUCGCUACGAUACGUCACCAACUUUGUGGGUCCUUUUUUUGCGGAUUUCUCCAAAACUUUCAACUCCUCGAUUUCCUAUUGUUUUUUUUCUUUUUCAGUUGUAGAACGCCGGUCCGCUUCGUAGAUUUCCUUUAUUGCUGACGCUACUUGGUUUAUUUCAAAUUCUUUGCUCUUUAUCCCGUGGAUUCUUCUCACACGGACCAAUAUUUUGUGAAUUGUUUCUUUUUUUCUCUUUAAUUCUCACCAACUUCCUUUUGGACAUUUGUCCCUUCUUUUCUUGUGUAGCUCUCCCCUUCCUACAAUCCCUUGGUUUUUGCGUCAGUUAUUUCCUGAUUUUGGCUUUUAUUUCGACCUUUAUUAUUAGAAUGUAUCCUUGUAACCGCUGGUGUUAUGUAUUGAAAUUACGAAAUGCUGUAAAAAAUAUCACUAGUGCUCUUUCCUCCCCUAUCCCACCCCCCUUGUAAACAUGAUUCAUGUACAAAAAAUCGUCCCCUCCAGAAUUCGCUCUUCGACAUCCCACAUCCGCUUCCUUCCUCAAAUCCUUUUUUUCUGGAAAAUCAACGCUUCUCUCUUUCAAUCUCUCCAUCGAAAAGACAGUUUUCCUUUUUUUUAAUAUUAAAUUCUGUGGUUGGAAAAAAGACAACACCUCCAUAUGUAUUUCCGUAAUAGCACACACUCUUUGUGCAACCGACUUUACCCUCUUUCAUUUUUGAAAAAAAUACAUCCCGAAUAUAUGCGUUGGAA